CUUUCCCAGCUCUUGGGCCUCCCCCUGCAUUCUGGAGCACAGAGCCGCUGCCUCUCUGCUGCAGCCCGCCACCUCUCCUUCUCUGCCCGCGACCACUGGCACUCUCUCCGGGCUGCUCCUCUGGCUUGGCCAUGACUGCAGAGCCCCCCAAGGCCCUGGCUCAGCUCUGAGCCCUGGGACCCUCGGUCGCCUCCCCUGGGACAUGGCCAACUCGGGCCUCCAGCUCCUGGGCUACUUCCUGGCCCUGGGCGGCUGGGUGGGCAUCAUCGCCAGCACAGCCCUGCCACAGUGGAAGCAGUCCUCCUACGCGGGCGACGCCAUCAUCACUGCCGUGGGCCUCUACGAAGGGCUGUGGAUGUCCUGCGCCUCCCAGAGCACCGGCCAGGUGCAGUGCAAGCUCUAUGACUCGCUGCUCGCCCUGGACGGUCACAUCCAGUCUGCGCGAGCCCUGAUGGUGGUGGCCGUGCUCCUGGGCUUUGUGGCCAUGGUCCUCAGCGUUGUGGGCAUGAAGUGCACACGGGUUGGAGACAGCAACCCCAUCGCCAAAGGCCGUGUUGCUAUCUUUGGGGGUGCCUUGUUCCUCUUGGCAGGCCUCUGCACAUUGACUGCUGUCUCCUGGUAUGCCACCCUGGUGACCCAGGAGUUCUUCAACCCGAGCACACCUGUCAAUGCCAGGUACGAGUUUGGCCCAGCCCUGUUUGUGGGCUGGGCCUCCGCAGGCCUGGCCAUGCUGGGAGGCUCAUUCCUCUGCUGCACAUGCCCGGAGCCGGAGAGGACCAACAGCAGCCCACAGCCCUACCGACCUGGGCCCUCGGCUGCUGCCCGAGAACCACUUGUUAAAUUGCCCGCCUCUGCCAAGGGCCCCCUGGGCGUGUAAUGUCCAGGUCCCCAGCCAGGCUCUGUCCCCCUGCCACACCUAGAUUGUGCGUUUGGUAGUUUUUGAAGAGAAGUGAAUAUCCAUCCCCAGGUGGUGUCAAAUGGUCUGUCCCUGAGGGGAGGGGCAUCGCUGGGGUGGGACCUGGACAUGAGAGGACCAGAGAGGUCAGAGCUGACCCCUGGGGCCCUUGAGCGAAAAAAUGGGGAGACAGAGGUCCAGGGUAGCUUGCAUGCGCAUCUGAGGCUGAGCAGCAGGAGCAGGGCUCCUACCCUGCCUGGUAACCUCCCUGCUGACUUUGGGCUCAGCACCAGGACCUCCAAGCUGAGAGGCCCCACCUAUCCCGGAACCUGAUCCUGCACUGAGAGUGGGUCUCCAAGGUCAGGGGCCCCUGGUGUAGAGACCACAGGUAACAGCCCUGCUCUGCUUCUGCAGUCUGCUGCAGGGAGCUGUCCUUUAAAAAAAGACAGUCCCAGGACCAGCAGUUGGCAUAAUGGCUAUGUCACUGGACUCCC
This is a messenger RNA of Tupaia belangeri chinensis (Chinese tree shrew), 1389 nucleotides long. It is a transcript of the gene CLDN19, whose product is annotated as claudin 19. Gene Ontology annotation, molecular function: structural molecule activity. The transcript is spliced from 5 exons. NCBI's taxonomy places the organism in Eukaryota, Metazoa, Chordata, Mammalia, Scandentia, Tupaiidae. The coding region runs from base 203 to 877 and encodes 224 amino acids. Gene Ontology annotation, cellular component: membrane; bicellular tight junction. The record is from RefSeq and is a predicted model, not a curated record.